AUGAUAUAUGCAUUGAGCAUAGUUGUCGAUAGAUUAAUGUUCUCGGGCAAAAGUGAGGAGAAUAGCAAAAUGAAGAAAAUCAUCAAAGCAAGGGAUAUCAAGAAACAAUAGGCAGAUAAACUAUUGAAGAAAAUUGAUAAAGUCACAAAAUGA
Molecule: messenger RNA, 153 nt
Organism: Paramecium tetraurelia
Lineage: Eukaryota; Ciliophora; Oligohymenophorea; Peniculida; Parameciidae
Exons: 1
Source: RefSeq, a predicted model, not a curated record